CAGCAGUGUCAUUAUACACUGAGAGUGCUGCAUGCGAUAUAUUUUGUAAGAAAUCCGGUUCUCAGCUAUAUGAUCAGCAUGGGUCUUAUAUUCAUUUUUUCAAUCUUGUGCAUGGCAACCAUAGUUUACUCUGAUACUUAUAAUGUAAUGGAUUAUGGAGCUGUUGGAGAUGGAAAAACAGAUGAUUCUGAAGCUUUUAACAAGGCAUGGGCAGCAGUUUGUGGUGCUUCUCAACAAGGUCGUCACUCUCUCUAUAUUCCUAGUGGCAAGACAUUCUUACUAACGCCUAUUAAGUUUGAAGGUCCAUGCAAGUCAUCUGUUCAAGUUCAGGUUUUGGGUGAUCUCGUUGCACCUGGGGAUUUAUCAAGUUGGAAAGGACAUGAUCCAAGUAAAUGGCUCGUCUUCAGAGAUAUCAAGGGAUUUGAAAUAUCCGGAAAUGGAAAGCUUGAUGGACAAGGGUCCAUCUGGUGGCAAUCUUGCCCAGAGAUGAGUGGCUGCACCAGACCAACUACACUCGCACUCGAUGGCGUUUCCGACUUUAAUCUUCAAGGAUUAACAUCCAUCAACAGCGGAAGAAAUCACAUUUCUAUAAUAGGUUCCCGAGGUGGAUCAGUUUCUUCAAUUAAAUUAAUAGCACCUGAUGAAAGCCCUAAUACUGACGGCAUUGAUCUUUCCUCCUCAUCCUACCUUCAAAUCCUUGACAGCUUUAUUGGAACUGGCAAUGUUGGGAGCUUAGGAAAAAAUGGAGAGACUGCGAGGGUGGAGGAAAUACAUGUGAAAAAUUGUACUUUUAAUGGAACUCAAAAUGGAGCGCGGAUCAAGACGUGGCAAGGGGGGCAAGGAUAUGCCAGAAAGAUCUCAUUUCAAGACAUCAUAACCAUCGGGGCUAAAAAUCCUAUUAUUAUUAAUCAGUACUACUGUGACGGAUCCUGCAAAACACAAAACCAAAAAGAUAUGGGCCUCCUUGCUCCCAUGGAAUGAUUCCAAAUUAAAUUUUCUUUUACUAUUGAUCUAGGAAAAUCUUUAAUGUUGUAAAUUGUAAUAGUACUUUUUUAAUUUGUGUUCUUAGAGCAGAAGUUAAAAGUGUAUUUAUUGAAUUUUUUUAUCAUUAAUUUGUAUGAAAAAUUAUGAAAAUAAACUUAUUUUUAACAU
Molecule: messenger RNA, 1152 nt
Organism: Rubroshorea leprosula
Lineage: Eukaryota; Viridiplantae; Streptophyta; Magnoliopsida; Malvales; Dipterocarpaceae
Source: the annotation of a GenBank genome assembly